AUGCCCUUAUCAUCUAGUUUGGAGGACAAAAGGUAUGAGCCUGUAGUCAAAAUGUGUGGCAUUACAUCUGCCAUCGAUGCUGAGAUGGCUGUGAAGGCUGGAGCUAAAUUAAUUGGGAUGAUUGUUUGGCCCAACUCCAAACGCUCUGUUCCAUUGUCUGAAGCCAAAGAGAUAUCCAGAGUGGCCAAAUCUUAUGGGGCUGAAUCAGUGGGUGUGUUUGUGGAUGACAAUUAUAGUAGUAUCUUGAGAGCAUCUGAUUCAUGCAACCUCGAUCUUAUCCAGCUUCAUGGAGAUAGCUCCCGAGAACUACUUCCUCUGCUUUGGAAAAACAACAGGAUUAUAUAUGUGCUAAAUGCUGAUGAGGAUGGUAAACUUAUCAAUGCUCCUCCAAGUGAGGAAUAUGUUCUUGAUUGGUUUUUGGUGGACAGUGCAAAAGGUGGAAGUGGCAAAGGGUUCAACUGGGAAAAAUUCCAAAUGCCAACUGUUAAAAGCAAGAACGGCUGGUUAUUAGCAGGAGGCCUUCAUGCGGAUAACGUUCACCAAGCCGUUUGUGCUCUGAAGCCAAAUGGCCUGGAUGUUAGCAGUGGGAUAUGUUAUCCUGAUGGUCUACGGAAAGACCAGAAGAGAAUGUGUUCCUUCAUGAGCAAUGUAAAAACUUUGAAUCUCCUCUAA
This is a messenger RNA of Miscanthus lutarioriparius, 672 nucleotides long. The record is from the annotation of a GenBank genome assembly. Lineage: Eukaryota; Viridiplantae; Streptophyta; Magnoliopsida; Poales; Poaceae.